GCCGUACCAAUUUUCCAAGUACGGAUCGGCACCUCUUUCCAAGAGCAUCAAGACCGUGGACACAUGCGCUUUGGAAGCAGCUUUGAUAAUAGGAGUUGUGCCCAUCUUUGUAGCAGCGUUGAUAUCCACUCUCCCACUCUCAAGGAGAUCAGCAUGUAAAUCGUCUACAGUAUCUCCCAAUCUCUUCAACAACAUCCCGACUUGCAUUCCAUCUCUAACGACCAAAGGCUCAAAAUGACAACUAUCACUGCCGGAACAGUAGAGGUAACUAUCCCACCAUGGACGACCUCGACAAACCUGGGGCCGCUGCCCACAACAGCCUUCCCAAGCGACUGUCUGGCGAGUCUCUGGGACUUCAACACGCCGGCGCUCGGAAUGCCAUGGACGCAGAUGACGCAAGGCUGUGCAGCGAGCACAUGUUGCCCCUACGGAAACUUCUACACUGAAGCCUGGGCAUGGAUGACAAGCUACUACUCGCCCGGCGUCUGUCCCUCUCAAUAUCGUUCCUGUCACGGGCCCAUGCCACCUUCGGCACUGAGCACGGCUCCAGAUGAGACGAUCGCCUUCUGCUGUCCAACAAACUACGGCUGUCCGGCCAGCGGCUUCUUCCAAUACUGCCAGAGUGCGCUCUCGACCGCAACAGCAGUCAUCGUCGUCGAUAACAUUUUGGAUCAAAAGACGCUCUCCACAUCCACGUGGACUCUGGACAGCGACUGGGGGUAUUCCUGGCAGGCUGUCUACCCAAUCCAAGUUCGCACCGGGGGGUGUCGAGUCGACAGCCGCUCCAACUUCGAAAUCUACGCCGACAAUCACAAGCAUACCGAGCACAGUUUCGCUAACGCAGACCUCGACAUCGGCCCCUAAGCAGUCAACCCUAAGUCCUGGGGGCAUCGCAGGAGUCUCGGUCUCGAUAGGCUGUAGCGUGAUUACGAUGCUCUUCGGCAUUGGCUGGAAGGUGUGGAAGUAUCGGAAGCAGCAGAAGGAGAAGGAGAAGGAGAAGGAGAAGGAGAGAGGGAGACAGGCUCAGACUGAAGCUUCGAAUCCUGGCCACAGGUAAGGAUAUUUUGAAUAAUAGAAAAGUUCGAAGUGAUUUAGGGAGAAACCGUAGGGUAAAGGAGAUUUAAAGUAUUAGUAAG
This is a messenger RNA of Hyaloscypha bicolor E, 1136 nucleotides long. RefSeq lists its product as uncharacterized. NCBI's taxonomy places the organism in Eukaryota, Fungi, Ascomycota, Leotiomycetes, Helotiales, Hyaloscyphaceae. The record is from RefSeq and is a predicted model, not a curated record. The transcript is spliced from 2 exons. Bases 235 to 864 code for a protein of 209 amino acids.